Aspergillus pseudotamarii is the source of this 1780-nucleotide messenger RNA. RefSeq names its product WD40 repeat domain-containing protein. Bases 16 to 1236 code for a protein of 406 amino acids. The transcript is spliced from 7 exons. The record is from RefSeq and is a predicted model, not a curated record. NCBI's taxonomy places the organism in Eukaryota, Fungi, Ascomycota, Eurotiomycetes, Eurotiales, Aspergillaceae. Gene Ontology annotation, molecular function: protein binding.
AUUGAUGGUUAGCUGAUGGGGAUGGAAUUCUUUUCAACUAAAAGAAGGUUCUGGUUUGCUUUGAAAAUGCGUACUCCACGCUCGGUUUCGAGAAGCUCGCCCGUGGCAUCUCCCGCCCCAGACCUCUCCUAUCCACCAGGGUUGGGGGUCAACUUCGACGAUGUAAUAAGAAAUUGGGACAAACUGCCGCUGGAGCGGAAAAAGGCUGGUGAUCAAUGGUCUGCUGUGAUCAACCCGGACAUAGACAAUAACUGGGAGAUAGACCUGCUCCAUAGUCUGACACACGACAGCAUUGUCAACUGUGUCCAGUUCAGUAAUGAUGGAAAAUAUGUUGCUGUUGGAUGCGCAGAUGGAACAGUGCAGGUAAUUGAAGUUUCAACCGGAGUCCAGGUGGCUCGUCUACAAGACGAUGAAUACAGCCACGACUGUCUCUGCGUAAAAGUGAAGUUUUUACCGGACAACUAUCUUCUGCUUACAGCAAAUUGCGAUGGUAAUAUCCGCAUUUGGAACUAUAUGGGAGGCCUUCUUCGACGAAUAUCUUGUGGUAGUGAAACCGGGUUCUUCACUCUAGAUCUUCCAGCAAAUGGCCACUUAAUUGUGUUUUCUGAGAGAAACAAGACCCUUAAGGCUUGGGAUUUGGAUGCAGCAUCGGAUAUUCGGCAGCUGGGGACGCUCCACACAGCUGAUAAUGUAUAUACCGUCGCUGUGUCUCCCGACUCCUGUUACAUUGCUGCUGGAUGCGACGAUGGGAUGAUCUAUGUCUGGCGCGUUGCGCGACCAGAUCCUGGUGCUGUUAGCACAAAUGAGACGAGCAUUGAGAUAUUAUUGCAGUUUCAGGCUCACGAUGAGAAUGUCAUGGCUCUUUCAUUCACUCCAGAUAGCCGAAGUAUCAUCUCCGGUGGUAUGGAUUCAACCGCAAAGCUAUGGAAUAUUGAUUCCCUGAAAACCUUCGUUAACGAAGAUAUAACUUUCAACGACUGCACCCUGAUAUACAAAGCCCAUCAGGAUAUGGUCUUGAGUGUCUCCCCAGAUCCCACAGGCAAAUGGAUUCUAAGCGGCUCAAAGGAUAUGGCUGUGUAUCUAUGGGAUGUUGGCACUGGUGUUGCUGAGAUGCGACUUGGGGCCCAUGGAAACUCCGUCCUCGGUAUCGCAUGGAGUCCUACGGGUAAUAUUGUAGCGACUGGAGGCGGUGAUCGCGUUCUUCGGUUAUGGCGUCUACGCAGGAUUGGCCAAUAAUAUUACAUUCUACCACACACCCUAAGCUUUAUUAAGGAAAGAUACCCUUCAAAUCUGAUUGAUAUAAUAUAGUAGUGAAAGCGGCGCCGAAUCCAUUGCUAUUUACUUGAACCUUAGCUAUGUUCAACAGCUACUAUUCUUCAUCAACGAGGCUGCCUUUGAGGCGUCCAAUAUAGAUCAUACCCACAACCAAAUACCCUGAUACACUCCAUUGAACCCACCGAACCCUAACAAGCCGUCACCUUCGUAACAACCCUAGCUGGCGACUUAACCCCACCCAAUGCCACAGUAUAAGAUGUGGUAUUCGCCAAUGACCAAUUACCAGAACCUUCACCCCAAUAAUCCCCCCUAAUCACAGAAAUCUUCUUGUCGCGAUAAUUAUUCGUCACUGGCUCGGCUUCCUGUCUACACCGAAAAGCCGGAACACAGGCUGGGAUACAUGCGGCAAUAACACCGGUUCCAACUUCGAGAAUUGAGACGAUGGCUACGUUUGUUAUGGCGUCUAUAUAAUUGAUCUGUUAGUGGGUAGGGGGUUCUGUUCUCA